Molecule: messenger RNA, 1014 nt
Organism: Ostertagia ostertagi
Lineage: Eukaryota; Metazoa; Nematoda; Chromadorea; Rhabditida; Trichostrongylidae
Source: the annotation of a GenBank genome assembly
AUGAAACAAUCCAAUUGCUGUAAGGAUGGUCAUUCUGAGAAGUCUCCGUUAAGAAAAGCCGUAUUUCAGAAAGGUCACCUCACUCAGCAUCUCAUGAUCCAUUCGGGAGGUCGUCCGCAUCAAUGCAACCUCUGUCAAAAGACGUUUAUUUUCAAGUUUGAUCUCAAUCGGCACAUGAAGAUCCAUGCCGAACGCGCGGUUAUUCGUGCCGACAGUGUGGGCGUUCAUUCACGCGGCAACAAUCACUUGAUGAACAUGCUCUCAAAUGUAAAACGAAAACACCUCCGGCGCCGCCACACCUCCGAUGAAAAUCGAGCAGCCGUCUCCAGUGUUUCCACUGAUUUCCCAACCAUGGCGCAGUCGUUGAUUGCUCAGCAACAGCAGCGAGCGCUCGCUGCGCUAUUCGCUCGGCAUCAAGCAGCUCAGCUGCCACCGCAGCCAGCCGCUCCACCGCCACCACCGCCACCGGCCCCGACAGCGCAAUUGAUGCCGUCACUGUUUCUGCGCACUCUGCAGUCGUGCAUUCCCGAACCAGCCGGCGUUCGCCGUUCACAUAACAACAACGUGGCUGCUGUCGCCGACGAGGCGAAACUUCCGGUAUUAGCACCCGUAAACCCCAUCAAGACAGAUCCCGAAGAAGUUCAUGUCAACAUUCUAUCGACUGCAACUAACUCCUCCUGCUCUUCGAGUCCUCAAGAAACAUCUUCGACGGCUUUCGCUGAGACAUCACCGAGCAAUACCGAAGAAGUGACGGCAUCUCCACACAACGAAUCCAUGCACUCUCCACCAUCGAGUCAGGCCGGUGAACUAUCGUCGAAGCAUGAAAAAAGGAAACAUUCUGGAACAAAAAGGUCUUCACAAAUUCACAUUUUUCACCCAGAAUUUUUAUUCAACUCUCAUGUUGUUACAACGACUGGUCAAUUACUGAAUCAGUGCUCACCGGAUAACGUUUUCAUCGCACAUACAAAGAAUAUCUUCGCUCAGCUGCAAAACAGUAUCUGCUCGUCGGAAUAA